Ilyonectria robusta is the source of this 485-nucleotide messenger RNA. Its product is annotated as Ribonuclease/ribotoxin. Bases 90 to 485 code for a protein of 131 amino acids. Gene Ontology annotation, molecular function: RNA nuclease activity; RNA binding. Lineage: Eukaryota; Fungi; Ascomycota; Sordariomycetes; Hypocreales; Nectriaceae. The transcript is spliced from 3 exons. The record is from RefSeq and is a predicted model, not a curated record.
GUGGUAUAUAGUCUCGCUAAGGAACCUGCCAAACUGCCAUCUUUGCUCUAUCCACCAACAUUCAAUCCUGACUCAAUCCAUCCAACACAAUGCUUGUCCUCAAGGCCCUCGUUCCUCUGGCUUCCCUCUUGGGUGUUGCCUUGGGUAGCCCUAUCGAAGCUCGCCAGUCCGCCACAAGAUGCGGCUCAACCUCGUACACGGCUGCCCAAGUUCGUGCUGCCGCAAACGCCGCCUGCUCCUACUACCAGGAUGGCGACACUGCUGGAAGCUCCACGUACCCUCACACCUACAACAACCGUGAGGGCUUCAACUUUGCCGUCAGUGGUCCUUACCAAGAGUUCCCCAUCAGGUCAAGCGGUGUUUACACUGGCGGAUCUCCCGGCGCCGACCGCGUUGUUAUUAACACUAGCUGCGGAUAUGCUGGUGCUAUUACCCACACUGGUGCCAGCGGAAACAACUUUGUUGGCUGCACUGGCACCAGCUAA